AGAUGUGUGAUGAUAAAACUUUGUAAAAAACAAUGUGAAAUUUUGAAAAUAGUCAAGCUUUAUAAGCGUACAGAUAUGUAAUACAUUAUUAUACAUAUCUACGAAAUGUUUACCAAAAAGUCUCAUCAAGAUGUUAAGAAAUCUACCGUUAAAAUACAGGAUUCCAAAAAGGAUUCGACGACACGAUUGAAACACCUAAAGAUCGUUUUGGAACAUUACGAUAUUGACGAAGCCAAAAAUUAUUUUGAAAACAACUUCAGUCAUGUUUAUUUUAUCCUCUAUGACAACUUCAUACUUGCAGAAAAUAAUCUUCGACAAAAAGAACUUCCAUUUCACUUAGUCCACAAAGCCGGAAGAGAAGAAUUAGAAGGAGCUUUAUCACUACUGGAAAAAGUAUUGUGUCUUCUACCAGAGCUUAUUGGGAAGAGAUGGCAGUUGCACUCGUUGACGAGGAUAUUUUCAAAAUUACUACACACUGGAAACUCUCAAAAAUUGAGAGCAGAAGCAAUAAGGUACUUUCUGCUAUGGUAUCAAGCCCUCGGAGAGAAUGCUCCACCAGAAGUCAACAGGAUGUUCGCAUCCCUCGUACCCGGAUUACCUGAUUCCUGCUUGCCUCCCCUGGGAUCCCCGUUUAAGCCAAAAGUUUUUGAUGUCGUCACAAAUAUAUCUCAGGGUUCAGGCGAUUUUAAGAUGGAGGAUAUUCUGCAACAUCCCAACUUUAGCACGACACAGGACAAUGCAAAGAAAGUGGUAGUGGAACAAACAUCAACUGGAAUAAUGGGAAAACUAGCAAAUGUUUCGGCGUCAAUAUUUCACGAUACCAAUGCUUUAAAUCCAGUCCAAAGUGUUGAUAUACAACCGCUUUUACCGGCGAGUGCUAAUGAAAAAGCAGCUGAUAAUGAAACAAAAUUUUUCUUUGAAACCCUGCUAGAAUCGAUGACUGCCAGUGUAACAAAAAUUCAGUGGAAGGACCGUUCACACGCUAAGGCUAUGAGAAGCUUUGCAUUUUUAUUGGAAAGAUUUAAAAUGUAUUACAUACCUAUAAUAUGUCCACAAAUGAACCAUAACAACUCUUUAUACAAACCUAACUUGGAACUGCCAGUGCAUCACACUAUCCUAGAAGACGACUUUGUGUUAUGCCGAGUAGCAUUAAUAAGAUGGGUGGCGGGCUACGCACACUUUAUGAAGAAACCCGGUGGAAGCGACGGUCAACCAUCGUCCAUUACUAGCACAGGGUCUCACGCACAGUCUGCUAACCACACUCAGAACAGUACGCAACACGAAGAAGAGACUUCUUUUACCGUCGGCCACACUCCAGAAUCCACUAGAGCCUCAGUCUUCGAUUCUGCGUCUAUAACGCCACAUCCCAGCCUGGAAUCAGGGUCGUCCGGUGCGUACGAGGAGCUAAACGCCGAGCAGGUGGCGCGAGACGUGCUGUGCUGCUCGUCGCGUGACCACGUCGACUUCACCAUAGAGGUGCUCCGCCAGGCCUUCCUACUGCCCUUCUCCCAGGCCGCCACCAUCAGACGCGUCAUCACGCUCUACAAAGACUGGAUACAGAUGAAUGUGGCAGAAAUCCCACCGUUUUUGAUGGAGAACACAUUUGAGCAGCAAGUGGGUCAUACUGGUUCGGAGCCCCUCGCGCCGCCACGCCGACUCCGCAACGACUCCUACCUCGGCGCCAUUGGACGAGACAAUGUUAUGGUCCGAGCUGGGAUGCAGAACGUUCUGCAAGUGUUCAUGACGCAGGCCGCUCACGUGUUUGUGGGCGGGGCGGGGAGCGGGGCCGGCUCGGCGGCGCUUCUGGGCGAGCACACGGACACGUGCAAGCGCGUGCUCAACAUAUACCGGUACAUGGUCAUGCACGUGCCCAUGAACGAUAACUCCUGGGAACAACUAUUGCUCGUGCUUCUGCAAAUUACUUCACUAGUUCUCACAAAAGUGCCGCCAAAACGGAAACAAGAAACUCUAGGUACGUGCCUUGCACCAGCGUUGUUCCAAACAUUGAUUGUGACGUGGAUCAAAGCUAAUUUAAACGUAGCCGUGAAACCCGAACUAUGGCAGAGUUUCAUGGAGCUACUGACCAGGCUCACACAUUGGGAGGACCUCAUAAAGGAGUGGGCGAAAACAAUGGAGACCCUGACCCGCGUGCUGGCUCGGCACGUGUACUCGCUGGAGUUGUCGGAGGUGGGCGGGGCGGGGGAGGGGCGGAGGCGCGGGCGCGUCGUGCCGCAGCCGCAGCCGCGCCCGCCCACACGUCGCGCCCCGCUCACGCACGCCGCUGACACGCGCACGCCCGGAAAAUCACCUCGUGCGAGUACUGAAAGCGGCGCGCGCAAGGAACCGCACGCGCGGCGGCCAUUGGCCCGCGCCCGCAGCGACCCGCAUCUCGCGCGCCGAGCCACGCCCCCGCCGACACAGACCACUGACGAUACCAAAGAGACAAUUAAUCACAAACCUAGAAGAUGGUUUUCACUGGACUCACUGAGGCAGUCAUCACAACAAGGAGAGAGAGAUUCUGCUAGUGGUUCUCGUUCCCCGUCGCCGGCGCCGUCAAGCGGCGUGGAGUGCAGCUCCAUCAAGGACUCGCCGCUGCAGAUCGAACUCGUCUCCGAUGCCGGGCUCGACUGGUCGGAGAGCGACGUGGGCGACGCGAGCGCGGCAGGCGGGGCGGGGGUGGGCGUUGUGCUGGGCGGGACGGCGCGCGGCUGGCUGCCGGCGGUGGCGGUGGUGCUGUGGCGCCGCAUGCUCGCCGCGCUCGGCGACCCCAACGCCCUGCCGGACCCCGCUGCCCACCACCACUUCUUCACAUACCUAGUGCAUCUCAACGCGACGCUACUCAAGAUAAGUGCAAACCAAACACUAAAUGGCAACACUGAGAUCCAUGUGCCGUUCAACUUGGUGGCAGGCUGGUGUCUUGAAGCCGAGGCUCUACCUUCUUCACACAGGGCUGGCAAACUGCUGGCGCUGCGGCUGCUGUGCGAGGCGACGCAGGCGCAGGGCCCGGGCGCACCGUCGUCCUGCAACAACCGCCUGCAUCUCGCGCACCUACAUCUCUACCAGCGAGCCUUGCAUCAUGGUCUAACGGGCGAGGACCGGUCGGUCGUGGACGUGCUGGUGGCGGCGGCGGCGCCGCGAUACGUGUGGCUGGCGGCGGACGGCUACUCGCUGCUGCUGCUCGACUUCGUUCACGCCGCCACUGUCGUGCUCAACUCCGCAGAUAUGGCGCCAUCGUGCCCCCGGACGGCCGCCGUAACGUUUCUUGGAUCUCUAUUGUCUCUGCCCGACGGACUGAUGAAUGCGCCGAUGUUACAACCGUAUCCACAUCAAUACAACACAGUUUCUUGUCCAGAUCUAAAGGAGCACGUACUCAACAUAGUAGUGCGUGUGUGCCGGCGAGAGGGCGCGGCGGCGGCGCGGUGUGCGGGUGCGUGCGCACUCGCGGCGCACAUUGCGUACGUGCUGGCGGCGCGCGAAACUUGCGAGCGACUACCGGCAUACGUCACAUGCCUACUGCAUAUGCUGAUGAUGAAAAAUAAAACGAUCGCAAAAUUCGUAAGUGACGCAGUUCUGAUGCUGGCCGAUUACACCGACCGCAUCGUUGAAAUGUAUCCAGGCCUAGUCGAGACGAUAAUAAAGUGGAUCUGCGUGUGCCUGGCGGACAUCGCGGGCAACAGUGGGCGCGACGCCGUGAAGCCGCUGGCGGGCUCGCUGCUGCUGAGUUUGGCGGAGUUCGCCGUGCGCUGCGGUCCAAAUAUACUACUGCGGGAGCGGGACGGCGAACACUCCCUUCUGCUCUUGAUAUUUGAGGUGUUGCACGCUGUGAUGACGGGAGGGAACGGAACCGACAUUGAAGGGCUAACGGUGACCAUUGACGAAGACUUCGAUCCCAACAUACAACUGGAUAAUCUGGGCCCGAAAACCUCGCCCUCGUCAUCCAUCGAUGUCAAACUCUGGGCUCAAACGAUAAUGUCGCAGCUGGUGCUGUGCGUGGGGCACUGGCCGCUGUGGGGCGGGUGGGGGCUGUCGUCGCGCGUGGGCGAGGCGCACGACAGCGCACUGGGCGGCGAGCUGGACGCGGCAGUACUGCGCGCGCCGCACGUGCAGCUGCUGCGCCUCGCCGAGGGCACGCUCGCCUCGCUCGUGCUGCUGCCCGACCCCGCCGGCCCCGCCGCCCCCGCCGCGCCAGGGCUGAUGGCGUCGGAUCGUAUAGUGCGCGUGCUGCUGCGCGACAUCACGGGCAAGGCGUGCUGGGACGCCUCACCGCUCUACUACGACCCCACCGUGGCGCUCUCCGAGGACCUCCAAACACUGCCCUUGCCAAAGACAAUCGAUGACCCUAGAGAGAACACGUUGUCCUCUUUACCGCCACCGCUGCCACCUGAUUUGCUACCGGAUUAUAAGAAUUCACCGCCCGAUAAACAUCAGUUGGAUCAUAUACUGGCGUACAUCGGUCAUACGUCGCCGGAGGUGACCGGCGGGCGGCGGCUGGACGCGGCGGGCCCGUCGCCGCUGCCGCCCGGCGCCGAGGACGAGCUCGUGUGCGCGCUCGUGGCGCACCGGAACGCCGAGCGAGCGUACCUCGCCAACCGCGAAAGCACGGAGGAGUGGGUGGAGUCAGAGAGCGGGAGCGGCGGUGGGGGCGGUGGGGGCGGGGCGUUCGCGUGCGGCGCGCAGUUGGCGGCGCAGCUGGGUGUGUUGUCGCCGGCGCGUCGCACGCACGCGCAGCUGCUGCGCCGCUCCGAGUCCUUGCUGCGCGAGCUGCGAAACCUCGACGCCCAGCGAUGUCGAGAAACACACAAAGUUGCAGUAAUCUAUGUCAGCAAAGGUCAAGAAACCCGAAAUGAGAUACUGUCCAAUAGAUGUGGAAGCCCCGCCUACGAAGCGUUCUUAGCCGCUUUGGCUUGGGAGGUGGAGCUAGAGAGCCACGUGGGUUUCUCUGGCGGUCUGCGCGGCGGCGGCGGGGGCGGCGUGAGCGCGCCCUACCUCGCCACGCCCACCAUCGAGGCGCUGUUCCACGUCGCCACGCGCAUGCCCGCCGAUACACCUGACGCCAUACUCAAUAAGACCCGACACCUGGGCAACGACGAGGUGCACGUGGUUUGGAGCGAGCACUGGCGGCCGUACAAGCGCGACACGCUGCCGACGCAGUUCUGCGAUGUCCUCAUAGUGUUAUACCCGCUGCCCGGUGGACUACUACGCUGCACGGUCUCUCGGAAGCCCGACGUGGUGGUAUUCGGGCCGCUGUGGGAGGAGUGCGUGAUACGGGCGCGGUGCGGCGCGGCGCUGGUGCGGGCUGCGGCGUUCAGCGGCGGGCGGGCCGUGCGCGCCACUAUGCCGCUGUACCAGCACGCGUGCUCGGAGCGCGCGCGUGACCUCGACUCGCUCUCCCGUCAGUACACGCAGCCCGUGCCCUUCGAGACCUUCGUGGCGCGCCUCCGAGACCCACUGCCGCCCAUCGCCCCCGUUGCUCCAGAAAGAACGAGUGGUCGAUUGGCUAACGCUCUCCUAGACCACGGGUCGUGGAGUUCGAGCGAGUCGCAGUCUGUGUCGCCGCGUCCGUCCAAGCGGCUGGUCGGUGGCUUCAAGCGGCCGCCGGCGCUGCAGCCCGCGCCCGCCGCCGCGCUGCACGCGCCGCACCUCCCGCGACGGUGAACACUAACCCUUGUUGUCUUCUCUAAAUCAUCUCCUAAAUGCCCAUUACUGGAAAUGAAGAAUGAUUCUAACCUCGAUUAUCUAGUACGCAUUAGCGAGUACGUAUGAAAAAAAAUAUGAACGAUAACGACUAGGAAAGAAAAUUAUAUUAAAAAUACGACUUGAACAUCAAUUGUUUAAUCAGUCAUGAUAAACAGAUAAACCUUUAUUGCUCGAUUACUCUUAUUAAUAUUAUAAUAUUUGCCUACAUUUUUUAUUUGCUUUAAUUUAUCUGUUUGUUUCUUUAAAGAACAUGCCAAUAAUAUUUUUUGUAGAGUUUCUUAUUCAUGUUUUAAAUAUCUCACAUAUUUAUAAUAAUAAUAUUAUAUUUGUAACAAAAAUUCACCGAAGUAACUAGUGAGGUUGAACAACAAACCGGUAACCUGACAACUCCUUUAUGAAACUUCUACACGGCACAAUGAUUGUUAGCAUCUAUAAUAAUUCAUUUUACAAUGCUUGCAAUUAAUUAGUACUUACUUGAAUAAAACUCUAUUAUUACCACAAUCAGGAACAUCUUUACUAUCAAGCCAUAACUGAUUUAUAUUUCGAUAACAAAUUUGCUAAAACAUUUUAUUUUCAUGGGUGGCACAACUAUGCUUAAAAUAUGGAAUCUCAAUAC
This is a messenger RNA of Aricia agestis (brown argus), 6313 nucleotides long. RefSeq names its product probable Rho GTPase-activating protein CG5521. The coding region runs from base 106 to 5655 and encodes 1849 amino acids. The record is from RefSeq and is a predicted model, not a curated record. The transcript is spliced from 34 exons. Gene Ontology annotation, biological process: positive regulation of GTPase activity; regulation of small GTPase mediated signal transduction. Gene Ontology annotation, molecular function: GTPase activator activity. NCBI's taxonomy places the organism in Eukaryota, Metazoa, Arthropoda, Insecta, Lepidoptera, Lycaenidae. Gene Ontology annotation, cellular component: nucleus; cytoplasm.